GUAGGCAGGCAGGCACAUUGGUAUAUCUCAUACAUAUGCCCAAUUGCAUACCUACCUACCUAGGUAUGCAUUGUAUCAAGACUCUGACGGAACCAGCCCAUGUUUUUAUGUGUACAGAUCACGGAGAGAGAUGCUGAGGAGAGCGAGACGAGGAAGAUCCCAAAGCUUGGAGUCGGGAUAAUUGCGAACCCCGAAUGCCACAUAGUAUAUCGGCACCGUAGUAAGACGCUAGAGUUUACCGAGAACUGGCCUUUCAUUUUCUUGCAUUUUCUUGCAUUUCUUUUUUUCUAUACGCCGUAAAUUGCUGCACAACUUUUCCCCAACUAUGUAUGUACGAAUACGCGAGAUCGCUGAUUGGUUGGGCUGUUUCUUUUUUUUUGACUCAACCUGGCUGGAACAAGGGGGAUCGGGGGCCUAGAUCUACCAGGUUAGGCAUGACACAGAGUUGCUACCUAGUUGCUAGGCACACCUUAUAGGACAGGCAGGGUAACAAUUCGCGAUGACGAUAGAAGGAAGGACGCGUAAAAGUUACAUAAGGGUAGCGAGAUGAUAUAUCACUAUUGUUUUCUACGUAUAUCUAUCUUAGUAUCUAUCAAUCUAGGUUAGAAUACUUGAUAAUCAUACAUACAUAUGAGCAGCGCAGGGUGUUUAAUCGAACCCGUGCUAAGCUAUCAGCCAUGGACAAAGAAACCCUAGAGCCCAAAAAGGCUCUCUUCGACGAGGACGAGAAGAAGAAGCCCACAGCCGCCGGCGAUGCGACAACCACCGCGGAGGAGGAGAAAGCCCAGCGCGAUUCCAAACUCCGACCGGAGAGGGAGGCGACAUUUAAAGACUACAUAAGAGUCUUCAAGUAUGCUCAGUUCUGGGAUAUCGUCCUCAUGAUCGCCGCGUUCGUGGCGGCCGGUGGAUCGGGUGUCACGAUGCCGUUGAUGAAUGUCGUCUUCGGCGCAUUGGUCGGAGACUUCACUGGCUACUUCCUCCCCGCCCCCACAAGCACCGAGGCCCAGUUCCGGACUUCACUCAACAGGAAUGCGCUUUAUCUCUUGAUUCUGUUCCUGGCGAAAUUCGUCUUGACCUAUAUCAGCAAGUUCACCAUACGACUUAUCGGCAUCCGAAUGUCCGCCGCCAUCCGGCUAGAUUACCUUCGUUCUCUGUUCGGCCAGACGAUCCACGUCAUGGACUCGAUGCCUCCUGGCUCUGCUGCAGGGACGAUCACGACCACGGCCAACACGCUGCAGCUAGGGAUCUCGGAGAAACUCGGCGUCUUCGUCGAAUACACGGUGACGAUCAUCGCCGCCACCAUAAUCGCCUUCACCUACAGCUGGUCGCUAGCCCUCGUUACCUGCUCCGUGCUGCUCUUCAUCUCCCUUACCGUGGGCACCAUCGUCCCGUUUUACCUGAAGGCCACGGCUAGGAUUACUAAAGCGGAGACGAAAUCUUCCUCGAUAGCCAGCGAGGCCUUCUCCGCUAUCCGCAUGGUCGUUGCGUGCGGUGCCGAGUCCCAGGUCGCGAAGCGCUUUGCGGUCUGGGCCGAUGCAGCAAAGAAGCAUGGCCAGAGGUCGUCGCCCCUGAUAGGCACGCAGUUCGCGAUCAUCUUUUUCGCCCUCUUCUCCACAUUCGGCCUGGCGUUCUGGUUCGGUGCCAAGUCCUUUGUCGAAGGCCGCGUGAGCAAUGUGGGCACUAUCAUCGUGGUGUUGAUGUCGGUUAUGAUGAUGGUCAUGUCUCUCGAGCGGAUGUCGACGCCGCUUAUUGCCGUUGGUAAGGCCACCGUGGCGGCUUGUGAGUUCUUCACCGUCAUUGAUGCCCCCCGGCCGAAUGUUGGUGGGCUCGAGGGUCCGGAAAUCUCGGCGACAGACGAUAUCGUGUUUAAGGAUGUGGAUUUCGCAUACCCAAGUAGACCACAUGUAAAGGUUCUGGAUCAACUCAACCUCACGAUCGAGUCUGGGAAGAUAACGGCUAUAGUUGGACCUUCGGGAUCGGGUAAGAGCACGAUUGUCGGCCUGAUCGAACGCUGGUAUACUUUACGCGACCAACACAUCAUUGCAAAGGCCAUCGAAAAAGACAAGAAGAAAGAGAAGGAGGCGAUAAACAAAGCUAAGGGUAAGAAGAAUAAGAAGAAUAAGAGCAAGGAUGAAUCGGAUGACGAUACUCCCCCUGAACCCGAAGAAACCGGCGCGAUUGUUGAACUAAAGGGAUCGAUAUCUACCGAGGGUCACGAACUCGACGAAAUUCAUAUGAAAUGGUGGCGAUCUCAGAUCGGGCUUGUCCAGCAGGAGCCAUUCCUAUUCAACGAUACUAUCUUCAAGAAUGUUGCGUAUGGGUUGAUAGGUUCAGACCUCGACAAGGAACCCGAAGAGCGGAAAAGGGAGUUGGUCAAAGAGGCUUGCAAGGAGGCCUUUGCGGACGAGUUCAUCGACCGCCUCCCUGACGGCUAUGAGACUCUUGUUGGCGACAACGGGACGAAGCUUUCCGGCGGCCAGCGCCAGCGCUUAUGCAUUGCCCGAGCCAUCAUCAAAAGACCGAAAAUCCUUAUCCUCGACGAGGCCACGUCCGCGAUCGAUGUCCGAGGCGAGCGCAUUGUUCAGGCGGCGAUGGACAAGGUAUCCCAGAACCGAACGACCAUCACGAUCGCCCACCGACUCUCGACCAUCAAGAAAGCCAAUACCAUCGUGGUCCUCCAGAAAGGCAAGGUCGUGGAGAAGGGUGACCACGAGUCGCUCCUGAAGAACGCGGAAGGGGUUUACUAUGGCCUCGUCCACGCCCAACAGCUUUCUCUCGGAGACCCUACCGAACCUGAUUCUGAUUGUCCAGAGGAAGAGGAUUUUGGGGCGAUUCUAAGUCGUGAAAAGAGCGCCGCUUUCAGUGAUACCGCAAACGCGCCUGAGAAGGUGCAGUAUAAGCUACAAGGCUUGAUCAGAAGCUUCGGGCGGUUGUUAUGGGAACAGCGGUCUCGAUUCCCGUUCUAUGUCGUCACGGUUAUCGCUGCCAUGUGCACAGCUGCCGCGUCUCCAAUGCAAGCAUACCUCUUCGCGCAGAUUAUAGUUGUCUUCACUUACGCCAACGAUCUACCACGAUUCACAACCGAAGCUAACUUCUGGUCCUUGAUGUGGGUGGUGCUGGCGAUCGCUGUUGGCAUGUCUUACUUCAUCCUGUACACCGUAUCAACCCAUCUUGCACAUUAUAUCUCUACCGCCUACCGAAAGCAAUACUUCGAAGCCAUCCUUUAUCAGAAGACCUCCUUCUUUGAUGAAGAGCAGAACUCCACGGGUUCGCUAACAGCUCGGGUCGGGAGCGACCCAAAGCAACUGGAGGAACUCCUCGGCGUAAAUAUGGGCAUGGUGUAUAACUCAUUUUUUACGCUGAUCGGCUGCUUAGCUAUAGCUUUCGCCUUUGGUUGGAAACUUGCGCUCGUUGCCACAUGCGUUACUAUGCCCAUAGGGCUUUCGACGGGGUAUCUGCGACUGAGAUACGAGCUAGACUUCGAGAAGAUGUAUGCAGAGGUUUUCGCCCAAUCCUCGAAGUUUGCUGCCGAAGCCAUCGCGGCCUCUCGUACGGUUUCCUCGCUCACACUCGAAGACACCAUUUGUGACCGCUACCAGGGCUUGCUUGAUCACCACGUUGUAGAAGCUUACAAGCAAGCCAGGUGGAAGACGCUGGUGUUUGCCCUUUCGGAUAGUGUUGGUUUGGCCUGCCAGGCUCUCAUAUUCUGGUACGGCGGAACACUGCUAGCAACUCGAGAAUAUGAAGUCAUGAACUUCUUCAUCUGCUACAUGGCUGUGAUCCAGGGAGCCGAAGGGGCCGGCCAGGGGUUUGGCUUCGGGCCAAAUGCGGCUCAGGCCUCGGCCGCCGCCAACCGUAUUCUAAGCAUCCGCGAGACCCGCAACCACGACCUGAGUGACGCAAGUGCCAAGAUCCCUGACACGGAAGGCGGCGUCAAGAUCGAGCUCCGGGACGUGCACUUCAAGUACCCGACGCGGAACGUAUCCGUGUUCAAGGGCAUCAACAUCACGAUUGAGAAGGGACAGUUCGCCGCGCUGGUGGGCGCCUCAGGGUGCGGCAAAACCAGUAUCAUCUCGCUGCUGGAGCGCUUCUACGACGUUCAGCACGGCCAGAUCCUCGCCAAUGACACCGACAUCGCCAGUGUAAACGUGUACGACUACCGGCGACACCUAUCGCUCGUGGCGCAGGAGGCGACGCUGUUUCAGGGCACAUUGCGCGAGAACGUGCUUCUGGGCAUCGACCCCGCCACCGUGACCGACGAGGACCUACACGCCGCAUGCCGUGAUGCCAGCAUUCACGAAUUCAUUGUCUCACUCCCCGAGGGUUACAAUACCGAGAUCGGCAGCCGUGGCGUCUCGCUCUCCGGCGGUCAGAAGCAGCGCAUCGCCAUCGCUCGCGCGCUGAUCCGACAACCCGAAGUCCUGCUGCUUGACGAGGCCACCAGCAGCCUUGACUCUGAGAGCGAGAAGCUCGUGCAGAAGGCCUUUGAGCGCGCUGCUGCCGGACGGACCAUGGUUGUUGUCGCGCACAGACUUGCUACUGUGCAGAAUGCCGACGUCAUUUUUGUCCUGGGCGAGGGCAAGGUCCUUGAAAAGGGCUCCCAUGUCGAGUUGCUAAAGAAGAAGGGAGUUUACUGGAAUAUGUGCCAGAGCCAGGCUCUCGACAGAUAG
Molecule: messenger RNA, 4670 nt
Organism: Hypoxylon fragiforme
Lineage: Eukaryota; Fungi; Ascomycota; Sordariomycetes; Xylariales; Hypoxylaceae
Product: P-loop containing nucleoside triphosphate hydrolase protein
Exons: 11
Coding region: 678-4670 (1330 amino acids)
Biological process (GO): transmembrane transport
Cellular component (GO): membrane
Molecular function (GO): ABC-type transporter activity; ATP hydrolysis activity; ATP binding
Source: RefSeq, a predicted model, not a curated record